This is a messenger RNA of Geodia barretti, 915 nucleotides long. NCBI's taxonomy places the organism in Eukaryota, Metazoa, Porifera, Demospongiae, Tetractinellida, Geodiidae. The record is from the annotation of a GenBank genome assembly.
GACCACGUGGGGCAUGGGACCAGGGUCGCUGAGAAGAACCAGGUCCUGGACGACAGAUACAGCAAGAAGGAGCCACCUCCCAGCCCCCAGCCAUUCCAGAGCUCCACACUGAGCAGGUCGGGCUACUCAAGCUCCUCCUUCAUCCCUCCACCCACUGCCCCCGUUGCUCCGACGGCCCACAUGGCCCCCCACCCCACCCCCAUCGCCCCGGUGGCCCCCGUGGCCCCGCCCAGCAUCACCCCCGUCCCUCCUCCGGCCCCGCCUACCAUGGGGGGAUUUCCAGGAAUGCAGUCGUCUGCCCCACCCCCUCCAAUGGCCCCCUCGUCAGGGAUGCCACCUCCUCCUAUACCUCCUGGACCACCUCCUUCAUACGGUACAGCGAUGGGUCAGCCUCCACCACCUCCACCAACCCCUCCCUCCUCCUAUCCUGCUCCUGAACCUCCCGGUGAGCCAGCACACACACACACACCAUGCAUGCAGGCUACGUAAAACACUGAAUUACAUUGCCUCUACAGCAACCAAUAGUGUGCACAUAUAUAUAGCAAAACUCAAUUCAUGGACUUGUGAUUCCUCCAUUCAUGGUGUUUGAUAGUUUGAUGGUCAUGGUCUUGUCCCUGUAUGCACUAGAGUCUUCUUGUGAACACAGUGAACUGGUUUUGAAGUGUCUCCAUGCCAUGUUUGGAUUUUGUGAUUGUUGUUGUUACACUUGUUCCCUCCAUCUGCCACUACUGAUGCAUACACAGCAGUACAACUUUUACUCUGAGUUUGUGUCUGGUUACGUGUAUAUACAGGGCCUCCACCACCUCCCCUAAUGCCGAAGGCCCCACCAAUUCCUCCUCCUCCUAUUCCCUUCUCCAUGGCAGGAGGGUCACCCCUGCUUCCUCCACCUCCUCCUCCCCCCUCCAUGAGCAACGC